AUGUCAAAGAGAAGAGGUAAUUCUAUGAAUGACCAUAUGGAUCUAGACUCCUUGCUGGAUAUAUCCAGACUACAUUCAAUUGAUCAACAACAACAAAAUGACCGUACAAAGCUAUCCCAACCGAUAUCCGAUGAACCGGAACAAGAACAAGAUACAAGACCACCAAAUCUAACCAUACUUCAACGAUUUAUAACAAACUGGUUAAUAAUGGAUCCAGUGUUGUUAGAGAAGUAUCAGCAUACCAAAACACCUCGAAGAAAUUAUCAAGUACAGAAGCUGGAAGAUCUUAUCUACAUUUACUUAUUUGGCGGGAGAUUUAGAACUAUCAAAGCUAAACCAAUUAGUUUACUAACUGGAUUAGUCAUAUUUGCAGGUGGUAUAUUAUUUUGGGUAUUUGAGGCGAGUUGGUUAUGGCACCAUAUCCUGCCAAGUCUUGUAAUAACAUUCACGUAUCUAUGGCUCCUAACGGCAAUGUUUUAUAUAAAGUCAUGUACAUCUGAUCCUGGUAUCGUACCCAGAAAUUUACAUUUACCAAAAACAAUUCAAGAUGGUAAAAUAAAGAAUCCGCCAGAUGAAUAUUUUAAUACCGUAUCACUUCCUUAUAAAGUAAAAGGAGAGAAAGUACAAGUUAAGUAUUGUUCCACUUGUCAUAUUUGGAGACCACCUAAAACCAGUCAUUGUGGUGUAUGUGAAGUUUGUAUCUUAAAUCACGAUCAUCAUUGUAUCUAUUUAAACAACUGUAUUGGAGAAAGGAAUUACAAAUACUUUCUUUGGUUUUUGUUGUUCUCAACAUCCUCAUGUGUUUAUAUGAUGAUCCUUACAAUGAUUCAUUUAUGUCAUUAUAGAUUGGUUGCAAAUUCCGAAAUUCAUGAUUUUGCUACUUCCGUUGUCAGAUAUCCAGCCAGCUUGUUUCUUUUCAUUUAUUCCUUCAUUGCUUGGAUAUAUCCUAUGGGAUUAUUAGGGUUUCAUACAUUUCUUACUGGGAAGAAUAUUACAACAAGAGAAUAUUUGAAUUACGUUUAUAAAAAGAACAAAAAGACAAAUCCAUUUGUGAAUGUGUUCACUAGCCAUUCAAUAUUGAAGAAUUUAUAUAUAAAUUGGUUGGGGAAAUCAAGUGGAGUAGCUCUUGUAAGACCAAGAGAUAAGUAUACACCUGGUGAUAUUAGGUUUGAAGCAAUUGCUCCAUUGGAUAUUUAUCUGCUGGAAAUAUCACUUGAAGAUUUAUAG
Molecule: messenger RNA, 1227 nt
Organism: Hemisphaericaspora subhashii
Lineage: Eukaryota; Fungi; Ascomycota; Pichiomycetes; Serinales; Debaryomycetaceae
Product: palmitoyltransferase
Exons: 1
Coding region: 1-1227 (408 amino acids)
Biological process (GO): protein targeting to membrane; peptidyl-L-cysteine S-palmitoylation
Cellular component (GO): Golgi apparatus; endoplasmic reticulum
Molecular function (GO): protein-cysteine S-palmitoyltransferase activity
Source: RefSeq, a predicted model, not a curated record